CGGGUAGAAAUAAGUAGCUAAAAACUUACAAGCAAAACAAACCGAUUAGCAUGCUUUAAAACUUGUAUUAAAACUGUUUAUAUAUAAUGUCUAUUUGGAAUCAAAAAAUAAAAGAGUUUGAUCCUAAGAGCUCGACUUACAUUGAACUUCAAACUGUUGAUGAAGCUGAAGCUUUAGUGACAACGUAUCCUAACAGCUCUAAAGCUUGGAUAUUGUACAUUAUCUACUAUUUAAAUCAUGUUGAACUGAAUAAAGCAAGAGCCAUUGCUGAGAAAGCUCUUCAAACUAUUAACUUCAGGGAAGAUUUAGAAAAGUUAAAUGUAUGGAAAGCCUUAUUGAAUAUUGAAAGCAAAUAUGGAUCAAGUGAUACAUUUGAAAAUGUCCUCAAGCGAGCUUUACAAUAUCAAGAUCAACUAAAAGUUUACAAGCAUGUGAUAGAUUUAUAUGUCAAAAAUGAAAAAAUUGAGGAAUUAGAAAAACUGUCUACUGUAGUUCUGAAAAAAUUUAAAAAUGACAAGGAUAUUUGGUUGCAGUUUGCCACUUUUUACAUGCAAAAAGGAAAGUUCAAGGAAGCUAGAAAUAUUUUAACCAGAAGUUUACAAUGUAUCUCAAACAAGGAAUGUGCUGAUGUUUUAAGUAAAUUUGCUGAUUUAGAAUAUAAACAUGGGGACUUAGAAAGAAGUUUCACUAUGUAUGAAGAAAUUUUAGCCAAGUAUCCUAAGAGAAAAGACCUAAAAUCUAUCUACAUACAAAAAUUAAAAGCUCAAGGACAAGAUGAAAGGGUUCAAGCUUUACUAAUUAGUGAUUAAACUAUUAAAUUGUAAUCAUGUAUAUAGCAAACAUGUAUAUAAAUUAUAAGUAAAGAUUUUAUAAUAAUUUA
This is a messenger RNA of Parasteatoda tepidariorum (common house spider), 880 nucleotides long. Its product is annotated as protein RRP5 homolog. The record is from RefSeq and is a predicted model, not a curated record. Gene Ontology annotation, molecular function: protein binding; RNA binding. NCBI's taxonomy places the organism in Eukaryota, Metazoa, Arthropoda, Arachnida, Araneae, Theridiidae. Gene Ontology annotation, cellular component: nucleolus; small-subunit processome. Gene Ontology annotation, biological process: rRNA processing.